CCACACCUCAGAGGCACUCAUCGCCCUUCCUGCCCUCCUCCCUCCGUGCCGAGAGUCAGUCAGCAUGCACAGCUCCGUCCUCAAGAGCCUGGCGGUGGUGGUGGUGGUCGCCGUCUGCCUGGUGCCCCGCGUUGAGGCUGUCCUCGAAGACCUACUUGAUGGCGUGGCCGUUAAGCUGCUCGCCCAGGGAAGUUUGAGCGGCCUGGACUUUCUGGACCACGAAUGUGAGCUGAGUAAGGACUUUGUGUUAGAUGGACUGAACCUGUACUUCACGGCCGAGAUGACGUGCUCUGGGUGGACCGAGAUCGUUGGCGAAGCCUUGGGCCCCGACUUAGGAGUGCUUGCCAUGGCCAUCAAGGACUUCGUCAUUAAGGCCGUGGUACAAGGUCUCAUCACUGAAGUGGAACUCCAGGCAUGGCUGGAGAUUGAGCUCGUUGGCUAGGAUGGCUCUCCUCUCAGUCCUCACCAAGUGCCUUAUUUACCUUACAUAAGAACAUAAGAACGUAGGAGUCUGCAAGAGGCCGGUAGGCCUGUACGAGGCAGCUCCUUUGAACCUAAGCUCCCGUAUAUAACCCCACCUAAUAUCGCUGUCCAUGAAUUUAUCUAAUCGAUUUUUUAAUGUGACAAUUGUAUUGGCACUCACCACGUGACUGCUAAGCCUAUUCCACUCAUCCACCACUCUGUUAGUAAACCAAUUUUUGCCUAUGUCACUGUUGAAUCUGAAUUUAUCCAGUUUAAACCCAUUACUUCGUGUUCUACCCGGACACGGGUUGUUGCAAGAUACCUUGUUGCAAGAUACCUUGUUGCAAGACUGGACCUGCUGAGUCAAGUGGAAGUUCAUUUACCUCUUCUUCGGACGUCCUCCUUUCUUUUAGAGAUGUACCGGGUUCAUUUACCUCACCUGUUCAGAUAAACCAGUGGAAUGGUUUUUUUUUCUAAUUGCCUAUUUUUUUUUCACUGGUUGUAUUAAUCUCAGUGACUUCUAUUGGACAUUUUUUUAUGAUCCUUAGUCAGGUUGGGCCUCACGUUGGCGGUGAACGAGGCUUCACUGUUGCCUAAGCUAAAGCGCAGCAUUCUGACAUUUCGUCCUCUUAUCUCAUUCAAAAUUUAAAUUUCACUAAUUAUUUCCCUUAUUAGUGUGUUUUGUUGUCCAGGCUAUUGAUGCAAUGGAAAAAUAAAAAUACUUAAAUUACUCUUCCUGAUAUAUGAAUGUCCCUACAUACCGUAAAUGUACGCCAUUCCUUCUCUAUAUAAGACAAUGAUGAUAGUCGCGAUAUUGUUAAUACAGUUAAUAUUGACAUACAUAUAGUUAAUGCUAACAAUAAUACAUACAGUUAAUGAUACAGUUGAUGCUGACCAUAAUUAUGGAGAUGUGUGGCCAGAGACUGCAUACGUAAGCUGUGGUCCAAGGUAAUAGUCAUAUUAUAUUAAUAUUUAAUAAUGAUGUUUAUUUUGGUAGUCAGCGUGGUGGGGUGGGCCGUGAGUGCGAGGAAUAAUGCUGGAGACAAAGCCAUCAACGGUAGUAAAUGCCAAUAGGAAAUAUAUCGUGAGGACACUAAUAAUAAGAAACAAACGAAUUGGAAAGGAAGACGUGUAUGAUAUCUUGUAUUCACUCAUCUCCUACUGAUGGUCUCUAAUAUCGGGUAACGGCACCCGCACAGUGACAUCGGCUCUAUUGGUACCCCUGUAUGAGUUAAGAUUCCUCCCCUCACCCACUCCUCGGCGCCAUGGAGGAGUGCUGUGACGAUGGAUACAUAGCUUAAGAGAAGGCCACCUCCCAAGGAUGCAGCCAUAAAGGAGCUGAUUGCCCCCCCUUAAUCUAUUCCAUCCCGGUAUCAAAAACGGUCCUGCUAUUGAUUCUGAGCCGAGCGUGCUAACCCCUGUACCAUGGACCAUUCAAUAAUUUCUAGACGGAUUUAAAGGUGUCUAGGAUUAUCUUUUCCAGUGUGUUAAUCCAGGUAAGGUUAAGCAUUGAGGCGGCGGCGAAGGUGAAGGUGAAGCAACACAUGGAGAGGAGGGAUGGAGGGAGGCACCAGGUCAAGGGAGAGGGAGGUCGACAGAGAGCCAACUUGUCUCAAACAGGCUUAGUGUAUACCGUUGCUUCCAAGGACUGUCUAUAUCACGCAUGACUGGAUAUUUCCUAAACAUUUUUUGCAGCGUAGGAUUUUUAUGCAGGUGUUUGGGGUCACGUAGGAUGUAGGUUAGGUUGGUUGUGGGUGGACUGUGAGGUUGGAGUGAGGUUUGGUUAGAUAGAUAGAUACUUUUUUGUCUAUACGUUUUCCUUUCCAUUCAUUAAUCCAUAUAUCUUUAUGUGUCUAUCUGCAUUUAUCAAUCUGUUUAUUCAUCUUUUUUUUUUCUAAGUGCUGCCUUUAGCGCCGGUAAGCUGUCUUGAAGGGUCUCUUAGACGACCCCAGCCCAUUAGUGGCGCAGGCGAAUUUUAUUUAUAGUGGCUGCCGUGAUAUGACUCUUGCUUAUCCCAUGCUGCUGCUCGGUGCUCCAAUUGAACAAAGUCGCUGAAGUUAGAGUUGACUGACGAUCUGGGCAGCAUGUGGGUAAUCUUCGGCCACUCGGCGAUGGUAUGAAAAAUCAGAGUGUGUCUGUGGAGCUCGAACAUAGGUCCACGGACUCACCACGCCCGCACGCUGACCACUCGGCCACCGCCUUUGUCUAUGAUUCUCCUUUUAUCUGUCAGUCAUAUUAUAAUUGUCUUCCUGCGUACUCCAACAAAAUAAUCAAAGGGGAAGAAAGAGUUAAUGAACAGAUAUAGAUAGAUAGAUAGAUAGAUAGAUAGGUAGAUAGAUAGAUAGAUAGAUAGAUAGAAACAAAUAACUCGACUGUAUCUGUGAAGCUCUAUGUAAACUCCAGGUUCUUAAUCAUGCCUUGGAAAUGCCUCAAGGGUGCCCAUUGCUGAGGUAUUGAAAUAAAUUAAAACUCUUGGUUUGUAAUCAUAUACUACGCGAGUAUAACGCACAUAGAUCAUUGCGUUUCUGUACAAGAAACUGUCUUCUGCAUCGUUAUUCUAAUGUUGUGGAACACAUAAAUCACCACUAUGUACAAACACGAGUGCAAACAUGCUGAAUAUUUCGAUGAUAGUACCAGUAAUGAUAUUUAUAAUUAGAAUGAUGAUAAUAAUGAUAAUAGUUAGAAUAAUUAUAAUAAUAAUUAUACCAGUACCAGUAAUGAUAGUUAUAAUUAGGAUGAUGAUAAUAAUGAUAAUAGUUAGAAUAAUUAUAAUAUAAUAACAAUUAUAAUAAAAAUAAUAAUAGAUAUAAUAAUAAUAAUAAUAAUAAUAAUAAUAAUAAUAAUAAUAAUAAUAAUAAUAAUAAAAAUAAUAAUAAUAAUAAUAAUAAUAAUAAUAAUAAUAAUAAUAAUAAUAAUAAUAAUAAUAAUAAUAAUAAUAAUAAUAAUAAUCAUAAUAAUCAUAAUAAUAAUAAUAAUAAUAAUAAUAAUAAUAAUAAUGAUGAUGAUGAUAACAAUGAUAAUAAUAAUGCCACCCACAAUACUGAUAAAGACAGUCAUAAGAAAAAGAAAAAUAAUAAUGCCGCUCACAUUACAAGUAAAAACAAUUAUAAGAAAAUUCCCAAUGAUAAUUAUAACAUUAAUAACGACAAAACCAUGGCCUUCACGGGGGUGGCUUACGCACCGGGACAUAACUCAUCCCUCGUUCGACACCGGGUGCUAAGGAAGGCCUCGUGACUCCAGCUGAAAGGGACGCCAAGGCAGGCAGGCGAGGCGAGGCAAGGCGUGGUGACCUGAGUGGGAAGAGGCACCCACCGGCCUUGGCACUCCUUAGCACCCUGUCUCGGCACCGUCCCCCUGGCUACCCUAAGCUCUCCAGCAGCCUAACUGAGGGUCAAAAUGGCGAUCUACGACUCAUACUUAGCAUUCCCUGAGCUGAGAUAACCUAUGAUCCUGAGGGAGGCGACGUGAGGCUCUGUAAGGCUGCCCACCGCGGCGACUCAGGAGAAACCACUUGACUUGUUUCCGGGUCAUGUAAACAGAGAGCACCUGUUGCCCUCGAUGGAAUAGUCAAUGGACAGAAGAAAGACUCGGCUGACGAGGACGAUGAUGAGAGAGAUGGAAGUCAAAGGAGAGGAAAUAGUAUAGGCCUCAGACCAUGCCCUCGCGAUUAGUUCAUGAAAUAAUUACCCUGUUUUCAUUUCAAGACAAGUAGAAAGACGCUGGCAGACGGGGAAGAACGGUAUCGAAGGAGGUGUGAUUUGAGUAGAGGGAUACAGCAUCGGCCUCAGAACUUGCCCAAACGCUAUACCAUUGAAACAUACUAAUACCCUGCAAGAUUUGUGUCCCUUAAGCUCUUCAUUUAGAUAAAAAGACAGAUGAGAGUGGUUAUUAGGAACACAUGUCACUACUGAAAAGGACUGGAAACUUCAAGAGCUGCCAGGUAACUUAUUCUCAAACGCUUCGACACCUUAGUACUUCUGUUUAAAAAGGCUCUCGUAGAAGUAUUAGGGAAUCCCAUGGGUGGUUUAAUGACCCUAGCGGUAGAAUAGCAAGGUUUCAGCGCCAUAAAUGGGAAAACACUCACGAGAACCUGUCUUAUUUUCUCCGUGGCCUUUAAAAACGGUCGCAGCAAGAGACCCGAAUCGUUUGAAAGCACGAGACCUGGUCUGAUACAAAAAGGAAAAAUUAUCUGAGAUCCAUCCCGUUUGUACCCUGUUUGAUGAAUGGACAAAAAGAAGGGCGGACGGAAACUGUCGGAACGCGGAAAUCAGGAAGCACAUGAAGCUGGACAGCAGACCUGAUGGUCUUUACGAGGCUGUUUGCUGCAUUCAACAAAGGAGUAUUAUGUAACAAGCGCCCCUCCCUUUCUCCGUGGAUGGAGAGCAUACACAGGAUGCCCAAGGCUGCUGCAGAACGACAGCAUGUGGUUAGCGGUAAACCCAACAAGGAAGCAUUGCGCCCCGUGCGUCCUCUCUUUACAUAUACGUCAGAACUGAGCUUGCGGACUGACAACGAGCAGGAAAGGACACGCGAGGCUGGCUAGGAGGAGAGAGCAAGUGGCACUGAACCUACUGAGCGAUGAAGUCAACAAGGAAGUAUUAUAUAAGAGGUGCCCGUGUCGCCAUGACCCACUGAGGGACUUUUCACCACUGAAGACGUCCCGGCGCCACCCCCAUGAGUACGGGUUACUGAGUUAAUGCGACGGGUGAAGGAGGCGACGAGGCAGCGACGCUAUAGACAUCACGACGAGGAAAGUACCCCCUCCCACCCUUAGUAGUGAGAGAGAGAGAGAGAGAGAGAGAGAGAGAGAGAGAGAGAGAGAGAGAGAGAGAGAGAGAGACAGAGAGAGAGAGAGAGAGAGAGAGAGAGAGAGAGAGAGAGAGAGAGAGAGAGAGAGAGA
This is a messenger RNA of Eriocheir sinensis (Chinese mitten crab), 5362 nucleotides long. Its product is annotated as anti-lipopolysaccharide factor-like. NCBI's taxonomy places the organism in Eukaryota, Metazoa, Arthropoda, Malacostraca, Decapoda, Varunidae. The transcript is spliced from 3 exons. The coding region runs from base 65 to 442 and encodes 125 amino acids. The record is from RefSeq and is a predicted model, not a curated record.